UGAAUGAUCCGAUAAUGAUCAAUCAACAACCUCAACAUCAACCUCAGCAACAACAUUAUUUACCUGAUCAUUUUUCAAAUACGGAAAAUUCAUUUAACACAAUGUUACCAUCAAUGACUUGUUGUCCACCACAAUUAUCAAUCAAUUCAUCAUCAUCAUCAUCAUCGACGACAUCGACAUUGAUUUCAUCAACACCACCACCAACAACAACCUCAGCAACUGAUAAUAAUCCAUUAUUAUCGACAAUAAUUAUGAAAAAUGAACCUAUUAACACUGUUGACCUAGCUACUGAAUUUAUAUCAUCAUCAUCAAUCAUCAAUGAUAAUUCAUCAAAUAUUAAUAAUAAUCUACCUCAACAACCACCACCACCAUCUCUAACAGCACAACUACCACCACCGCAAGCACCACAAUCAGAUAAUUUUGCCUGGAUUACAAAGGAUAAAAAAAUGACCCGUAAACAACAGCAUCAAGGUGAAUCAAGUACACCAAGAAGAUUACGUACAGCAUAUACAAAUACACAAUUAUUAGAAUUGGAAAAAGAAUUUCAUUAUAAUAAAUAUCUUUGUCGACCACGUAGGAUUGAAAUAGCUGCAUCAUUAGAUCUGACUGAACGACAGGUGAAAGUUUGGUUUCAAAAUCGAAGAAUGAAAUAUAAACGACAAAAUAAUACUGCAUAUCAUCUUCCGCCACCACCAUCUGCACCACCACAAAUCAAUCAAAAUGGCCAUCAUCAUCCGACGGAACAGCAAUUAUAUUUUGAAUCUGAUUUACAAUUUCAGAAUAACGAACAACAACAACAACAAUCGAUAAUAAAAUCGGAAUGUUUUUCACCAUCAUGUGAAUCAACCAAAUCAAUUUCAUAUGAUGAUUCUUGUUCCACAACAGCAACAGCAGCGACAUUUAACAAUCCAAAUCAAAAUAUUGAUAAUGAUUAUAGCGCAUCAACAUUAUCAACAACAACAACAAAUUCUCAUCAUACAAACAACUGUGAUCAAUUAUUAUCCUAUCCAGUGGUAGCUGCUGCUGGUGGCGCCACCACCGUAACAUCAAAAUUAUCAUCAUUAUCACCUUGUCCAAAUCAAUAUGAUGAUUCUUCAUAUGUAAAUCAUUCUGUUCAUAAUAAUCAUCAUUUAUCAUCAUCAAAUUAUCAAAAUUCUGAUCUAAAUCAUCAACAGAAUAAUGGUGGUGGUAGUUGUUCAUUAUAUGAUCAAUAUAAUUACCAGAAUUAUAACAAUUCUGAUUCCAUAAAAUAUCCAAAUAAUAUUGUAAUGAAUCAAUAUAAUCAAUAUAAUUAUUCUGAUCAUCAUCAUCAUCGUAUUCCAUCAGAAUAUUCUGCAACAUCAUUAAAACAACAACAACAAGAAUCCAAUAGUAAUUCAAUGACAGCAAAUCAAUAUCAUCAUCAACAACAACAUGGUUAUCAUGAAAAUUCUUCUUCAUAUUAUCCUGAUUCAACCAGUGCAUCAUCGAUAGGUUUAGCAUCAUCACCAAAUAGUAUUCAAACAUCAUCUGCAUCCGCAUCUGCAUCAUUUUUACAGCAAAAUAAUCAAAUAAUAGGAUCACAAUAUGAACAACAAUAUGGACAUCAUCUUCAACAACAAUAUUGUGAUCAAUCAUCAUAUACAAUCAAUCAUCAUCCAACAAUAACAACACCGGAUUGA
Messenger RNA from Dermatophagoides pteronyssinus (European house dust mite), 1661 nucleotides. RefSeq lists its product as uncharacterized. The record is from RefSeq and is a predicted model, not a curated record. Gene Ontology annotation, biological process: regulation of transcription by RNA polymerase II. Lineage: Eukaryota; Metazoa; Arthropoda; Arachnida; Sarcoptiformes; Pyroglyphidae. Gene Ontology annotation, molecular function: RNA polymerase II cis-regulatory region sequence-specific DNA binding; DNA-binding transcription factor activity, RNA polymerase II-specific. Gene Ontology annotation, cellular component: nucleus.